Molecule: messenger RNA, 1465 nt
Organism: Lycium ferocissimum
Lineage: Eukaryota; Viridiplantae; Streptophyta; Magnoliopsida; Solanales; Solanaceae
Exons: 4
Coding region: 140-805 (221 amino acids)
Biological process (GO): RNA splicing
Cellular component (GO): nucleus
Source: RefSeq, a predicted model, not a curated record
GAAAGACAAAGCGGUGUUUUGGGUCUCACAUUUUACUAGUUUAAAUCCGUUACUUACCGGCGAUUCAAUUCCGGCAGCGGCGAAUAUUCACCGUUCACAUUUUCCGCUGUUUUAGCAUAUUCCGGCGAAUAAAGUAACUAUGAGUGUAUUUGGAGGAGAUAGUUGGGCAAGAGAAGCACAAUAUAGGAAGAGAAGACUCGAUGAAUUGAUGGUUGAUAACAUCCAUUCCUCUGUUUAUAAGAAGCUCUCUAGCGGCAAAUUCGCUUGCCUCGUUUGCGCUCAUCGUCCGGUCCUCGAUACUCCCCUCAUGCUCUCUGUACAUGUGAAAGGUUCAUGCCAUCGGGCAGCAGAGUCAAGGCUUAGAGAAAGAGAAUUAGGGAGGCAAGAUGAAAUAAACAAAAGAAUAGCCUUGUCAGAAUGUGGUACUGCCACCUCGAGCACCUUGACAUCCAGCCAGUUACGUAAAUCAGCAAGCAAACCAUUGAUCGAGCGCACAAGGAAAGCUGCUUCUGACAUACUUCAUCAAAAUUUGGCACGAAGUACUGCUUCUGAAGUGGAUGAGAUCAAAUGUAACAAGGGUGAUACUACAAGUGGUCUAGCUAAUAAAAGACAUAGUCAAUGUGUUCAUGUAGGAGUCGCAACAAAUCAAACUAUCAUGCCUCAAGCAUACAACCGGGAGCUUCGAGAGAGGGAGCUUAAGUUCACCUCUGCUGGCUGGAAGCGUGAUGGCCAUGGGAGGUGGUUUAGGGAUGAAAAUGUAGAGUUUGACUCAGAUGAAGAAGAUCCUAAUCUCUGUCUUCCAUGACUAUUGGUUGAAAACAAGGAGUUGAAUACUAGUCCCACUCAAGUAAUAACCAGACGUAUUCCAAUGUAUGACGGUCCAAGUAAUUCAUGGUUAUGUGUACAAAGCCAGCAUGCUACAAGUUAUAGUGUAGAAGUUGGAUGAGUUUUCAAUUUAGCUGGUCCGCGUUUCUGAAUAUGAUACUUCGGUUUCAGUUGGAUAUGGAUGGUAAACAUGUUGCUUUGUAUGAGAUAGGUCUGAGCACUUGAGCUGGAAUGCUUUGCUCUGAUCUGCUGGAUAGCGGUUGAGCAGCUGAGGUGACUAUUUCUUCUACUUCAUCCCUUUAAAUCCUCAAUUUGUGAUAGCCACAAAUCUAGCAGGGUGAAGCCAUUGGGAAAUGAAUUACAUGGCCUUCAGUUUUGGCAUCUACUCCGUCUUUCCUCAGUCUAGGUGUAAAAUAAUCGGGGCUCACAGUAUAGUGGUAUGGCUGAAAGUCUGGCACACUACGUGUGAGCAAUUCCGCUUCCCUCCUGUCCAUUCUCUGAUCCCGAUUUUCUGAUGUGUUAGUUGAAGAUUACUGAGGCCAUCUUUGACAAUAUCCUACUUGUGAAAAGCAGCAAGAAAUGUACAAGCUAGACAUUUAUGUUAAUGCAAAACAAAGAAAUACAGGCAGGUAAUUUUCAA